AACUAAAGCAAGUGGGAGGUUGUUUGUCUGCAGGCGAGCUGGGGGGGUUGGGCAGCUGCAGAGACAGGCGGUGGUGGCAGGGGCGGCGGCGGCGGGAGCGGGAGCUUCACCGGCGGCCGGAGCCUCAGCAUGCCUUCCAUUAAGCUCCAGAGCUCUGAUGGAGAAAUAUUUGAAGUUGAUGUGGAGAUAGCAAAGCAGUCUGUAACAAUCAAAACUAUGUUGGAAGAUUUGGGGAUGGAUGAUGAAAGUGAUGAAGACCCAGUGGCACUUCCAAAUGUUAAUGCUGCAAUCCUUAAAAAGGUGAUUCAGUGGUGCACUCACCACAAAGAUGAUCCACCUCCUCCUGAAGAUGAUGAAAACAACGAAAAGAGAACCGAUGACAUCCCUGUAUGGGAUCAAGAGUUCCUCAAAGUAGACCAAGGAACACUCUUUGAACUAAUUCUGGCUGCGAACUAUUUGGACAUCAAAGGCCUGCUUGAUGUGACGUGCAAAACUGUAGCAAACAUGAUCAAAGGUAAAACUCCAGAAGAGAUUCGCAAGACUUUCAACAUCAAAAAUGACUUUACUGAGGAAGAGGAAGAGCAGGUACGCAAGGAGAAUCAGUGGUGUGAAGAAAAGUGAAAAAGAAAAUUGCUUCAUAACUCUUCUCGAAUACACUGAGAUAAUUCUUCCAAAUCCUAUUGCACUGUUUUGUACAUGAUAAUUAUUUGGGAAAUGCAGGAAAGGGGGGAGAAAAACACACUUAGCAUUUUUGAUUGCAUGAUGGUUCCUCUCUUGUUCAGAGCACUGUGUUCUAGCCUUUAUCUUGUCAUAGGAUUGGAAGUGCUAUCCGGUCUAGCGCUGCCAAAUCCAUUACAGUAGAGUGACUUCAAGAGGAUUAGGAUGCAUGUGUUAUUAAAAUUUAAAGAGUGCGGACUAGACAGGAAUUCUUUAAUACUGUGGACGUCUGAUUAUCAUAUCAUCUCGUCCGGAAGGCAAAUACAAUCAGCAGGCUAUGCAGUGAGGGGGUAUUCUUCAUAAAUAGAUGAUAAAAACGGCUGAACGUAUUUAAAUGAAAGCAACAUUUAAUUCUCGAACUGAGAUAAGCUGUAAUAUAAAUGAAAUGGUUACAGUGUGAAGAGCUUGCUGUGGUAUGUUUUUUUAAAUUGAUCUUCCUUCCUCUCUCAUGCCUCGAUUUAUGAUGCAGGGUUAGUAAUCCACAAUACUGAAAUAUUUAGCAAUGUACUUGUGUUUCCAGGUUCCCAAUGAGCAGUUUGCAUGCGUGACCGGACUGUAGUGCGGUCUUUAUAAUCAGUGAUCACUUCUUCUUCUUCUUGCGUAUGGCGUGCACUGCCUAAAGUUGUAGGUCAGCUUGUUCUAUUUGAUCUUUUUGUUUGUGCACGUCGGCUUGAUUGCAUUAGUCGACACGGGGUGGACCACAUGAAGGUUGCAAUCUUCCACCCCAGUGAUCACUGUAAAACCACUUGUUAAUGUGAUGCAAGCGUUAUUGCUCCUGAGCCUUUACAAUUAUAUUCUUCGUGUUCAUAAGUGAUAGGAGCAGAAUUAGUCUACUCUGCCAUUCAAACAUGGCUGAUCUAUCUUUCCCUCUUAACUCCAUUCUCCUGCCCUCUCCCCAUAACCCCUAACACCCAUUUUAAUAUAGAUUCUAUCUAUCUCUGUCUUAAAAAUAUCCAUUGACUUGGCCUCCACAGCGUUCUGUGGCAAUGAAUUCCACAGGUUCAGCACCGUUGACUGGAAAAAUUAUUCCUCAUCUCCAUCCUAAAGGAACGUCCUUUAAUUCUGAGGCUGUGACCUCUGGACCUAGACUCUCCCACUAGUGGAAACAUCCUCGCCACAUCCACUCUGUCCAAUUCACUAUGCUGUUUUAUUUUCUUUUUGACUGGCUUUCCCACCUUCUCUGUAUUAUCCUGCAAGUGGCUUGGAUGCCUGUAAUAAGAGUAUGGUAUGUAUGGGUAUGUUUAAUUAGCCUUGGAUGCUAUUGCAAGAAUCCUAGUGGCAUCUUGAUUGGAACUUUCAGCCUUCACCGGUUUGGUUUAACCAAGACCAACACUUCAGGCUAGAUAAAUGCUACAACUUUAAUGGGAUCCUUCAAUUAUUUGGAUUUAUUAACCUUGCUGUGCAUGACUACAACUAGAAAUCUCUAAGAUGUGUAGGAAGGAACAGCAGAUGCUGGUUUACACCGAAGAUAGACGCAAAAUGCUGGAGUAACUCAGCGGGACAGGCAGCAUCUCUGGAGAGAAGGAAUGGUUGAUGUUUCAGCUACGAAGAAGGGUCUCGACCCGAAACGUCACCCAGAGAUGCUGCCUGUCUUGCUGAGUUACUCCAGCAUUAUGUGCCAAUCUCUAAGAUGUUCCUGUUUUUCUGUAAUUAUUGUCUUAUUUCAUCUUGUUAUCUAAUAAAAUAGGCCCACAAAUUA
Messenger RNA from Amblyraja radiata (thorny skate), 2416 nucleotides. RefSeq names its product S-phase kinase-associated protein 1-like. Lineage: Eukaryota; Metazoa; Chordata; Chondrichthyes; Rajiformes; Rajidae. The coding region runs from base 130 to 621 and encodes 163 amino acids. The record is from RefSeq and is a predicted model, not a curated record. Gene Ontology annotation, biological process: ubiquitin-dependent protein catabolic process. The transcript has 6 exons.